UUUUGGUCAAGAUUUAAACGACUGGCAACAUCUCCAAUCAGAUUUACUCUUAUUUGACAUUGUUUUCAUUUUCGUAACGAAAAAAAGCAGAAUUGUAAAUACGACACUAGAGUGCAAUUGUGUAUUGGGGGUCAUUGUGGACGACGGACGGCGCAUCAUAUAUAAAGGAAUACCAAAGUUAGCAUGAAGUGAAUGCCACAAUGAAUAGCAGAAACAAGAGAGCAAGGUUGGAGUUUUCGGUGGCACCGACAAAUAUCGAUGCAGGCAUCGGUAACGGAUGUGCAAUGAACACCAACCAAUUAGCUUCCAACAUCAUUGGCACGCAAAACAUCUUCUUAAGUAAUACCACCAACUCGGCCACGAACAAUACAGUGAGCAUGCUACCCGCAAAUGUUUUUCUUACCAUCUGUGAUGAGAACUCUGACGAGUCGGAGGACUAUUUGGCCAUCGGUAGUACACUGACACAAAUUAAGCAAGAGCACGAAGAUGCAUUGUGCCUUGGGAAUGUAAACAGCAGUAGCAGUACGCAGGCCACGCAGACAUUGCCCGUGCAAUAUCGCAUUGUCAACCAGAUGCAACGUCAACUGCACAGUGUAGAUAAUACGCUCGCCAGUGAUAGCGUAGUUAGUACUAAUGAAAGCAAUGGUUUAAGCGCUACGCUGCCAAUGCAUCUACCUAACAGCUGCGAAAUUUAUAUAGUCAAGGAAUACGUAGAUAAUAUGCCCACCAUACUACCCGAAGACAGUGAGCUGUUGCAAGGUCCGCCUAGCCCAAUGACCAACACUACCACCGCACCAGAUGCAAUCAAGUUAGAGCCGGACUCUUCUUUAACGUCAACAGCGGGCGCUGUUGCAACUACUUCCGCAUCAACAUCAAUUAAUGGCGUGCAGAUACUACGCAACACUCCGCUGCCUUGCAUGAUCACAAAUAAGCUAUCGAGUUCAACCGCUAAUGAGAGAAUAAAUUCCAUUUCGAAUAAAAAUAACGCAGCAGUAACAGCCAUAAACAGUGGUGAUAUACAGGGCAAUAGUACAAAACGCAGUUGCAUAUUGGAGGCUUACAAAAAGCGCGAUGACAAGCGUCGCGCAACUCAUAAUGAGGUUGAACGACGACGACGCGAUAAAAUAAACAAUUGGAUAUUUAAACUCAAAGAAAUGCUGCCCUCGGAAGGUGCUAGUAACAACAACAACAGCAACAAUCAACUAAAUAGCUUGGUGGAGCAAAUGUCCCAAAAAAGCAACACCAACAACAGUAGUGGGAAUAGUAAUGCCAGCAAUAACAGCAACAAUGGCAACAGCAAUCGCACGCCACCCAGCGAUUCCAAGUCUCAAAUACUAAUUAAGGCUUGCGAGUAUAUCAAAACAAUGCAGGACGAGAUCAAGAGCCUACGCGAGUGCCUUAGCGAAAAUGAAAAUUUGCGAUUGAGUAAUCAGCGUUUACAAAAUGAAUUAAAUAAAAUGCAAAGCGAGCGAGCGGCGGCAGCUGCAAGUGCUACUUUGCAUACGCGCAGCUUCAAUAGCAAUUUCAAUAUAACUUUGAACAGCUUGAACAGCAAUAACAGUAAUGGCAGUGCGGGUUUGGGAGGCGGUGGAACAAGCGGCGGCGUCGACAGCGCCAGCAAUAGCCCUGGUGGUGGGGGAAGCAUAUUCAGUAGCCUCAAUAUUACGCCGAAUGUAAGCAGCACGAAUACGUAUACGAAACGAGAAUUAAUUAUACGAGAUUAUGUUGACUAGAAUGAAGUAGUAAUUAGAUUAAAAAUAUGCCAUUUUUAAUUCGGUUAUCAACCAAGAAUAGGUGCUGAAAAGGUAAAAGUCAUCUAUAUAAGUAUGUAGUUUUUUUUUGUUAGUUUACUGUUGCAUCACUCACUUACUUAUAACCUAAUGAGUGCAAGAAAUUAACUAGUUUACUCUUCUUGUUACGAUUGUAUAAUGAUUAACGUAAACCUCGAAGAAAAUUUUAGCAAGGACACUAUAUGCUACAUUAACUAAUGCAUACAUACUAUCAACCUGUAGUUUAGUAAAGAAAAAAAAAAAGUUAAAACAAAUUAAAUUACAAUGUGCUUCUCAAAAUUAUAUGCGCUUCCUUAAAUUAGUGCAAACUCUGCGCAAAUCGCGCGCUCACUUUAACUCUUGACUUUUAACACACCUUCUCUUACUCACACUUACUUGUAUGUAGACAAAAUUUAAAAAAAAAGCAAAACUUAAGCCUCUUUAAAUCUCAAAUAAAAGCAAUUUCAAAAAAAUAAAUAUGCAUAAAUGUACAUGUGUAUGUAAGCAUUGAAUAUGCACAGCUGCAGUUUAACUAUUUUGUUUAAUUAAGUUAUUCAUAUUUAACACUUUCAUUAAUGUACUUAAAACCUUCUGUGCAAUUUUUAUUAAUUUUAACUGUUCAUUUUAAAGCCUUCCAUUUCUUGUUUGUAUUUUAAACUGUGGACAUGUUUUAUUUUAUUUUAUUUUGUAUAUUCAAUAAAAAAAGAAACUUUUGUACACAAUUUUAGUGUCUCUAAUAAAUAAAAAAAAGAAGAUCAACACGCGCAUUAGCAGCCCAAUAAAAGCUAAAUGCAAACAUCUUUAAAUUUGAGCCGCGAAAGAGUUGUUCAAAUUCCUGUUAACUCUUUAUUUGGCUGCCACUGCAAGGAAAAUAAUAAAGAUAAUUGCAAUAAAUUUAGAUAUACAUAUAGAAAUAUGUAUGUAUGUGUACAUAAAGUGAUACAGUUUAUAACCAGAAUUAUUAACAAUUAAAAAAUAUUUGCUGUGACUUGUUACACUCAUUUUUGGUAAACGGCGAUUGCAUACAUAUAUUUAUAAAGAAUAAUAAUACCAGUUGUUUUUGUAAGCGUUGUAACGUAGUGCAAGCAAUUUUUUGCCUUUUACAUUAGCAAAACAAAAAUGGAACAAAUUUUUUAAAAGCGUUGAUGAUUGGAAAACAUCCUUACACUAUAUAAAUAGUAGCAAAUAUUAACAAAAGGUGGUUUCAUACAACCUUUUAAAAGUUAUUUAUUACAAAAAAAAAAAAACAAUGUUAAAUGUAGCAACCCUUUUUUUAUUUAUUAAUAGUUGCAGUUUUUGAACCAAAAUAAUGUUACGCAGUGAGAGUGAUUAUUAUAGAUAAUUUAUGCUAAAAAAAUCUAAAAAUAUAUACAAUUAAAAAUAACUAUUAAAACAUUAUACCAGUUAAAUAAACUAUUGAAUGCCCAAACCGGUAAUAAAUAUCAAAUUCAAAAUAAUAAACCCUAAAUUAAAUAAAAAGUUUCUAAAAAUGCAAA
Rhagoletis pomonella (apple maggot) is the source of this 3265-nucleotide messenger RNA. It is a transcript of the gene Usf, whose product is annotated as hybrid signal transduction histidine kinase A. Bases 201 to 1733 code for a protein of 510 amino acids. Gene Ontology annotation, biological process: regulation of transcription by RNA polymerase II. The transcript is spliced from 5 exons. The record is from RefSeq and is a predicted model, not a curated record. NCBI's taxonomy places the organism in Eukaryota, Metazoa, Arthropoda, Insecta, Diptera, Tephritidae. Gene Ontology annotation, molecular function: protein dimerization activity; RNA polymerase II cis-regulatory region sequence-specific DNA binding; DNA-binding transcription factor activity, RNA polymerase II-specific.